Messenger RNA from Olea europaea var. sylvestris, 519 nucleotides. RefSeq names its product major pollen allergen Lig v 1-like. The coding region runs from base 1 to 519 and encodes 172 amino acids. Lineage: Eukaryota; Viridiplantae; Streptophyta; Magnoliopsida; Lamiales; Oleaceae. The record is from RefSeq and is a predicted model, not a curated record. The transcript has 2 exons.
AUGACGAGGUUUAUUCAAUUUUUAAUUCUAUUUACUGUAGUUUUAUUCUUCUCGUCCCUUCCAAGUGCUGUCAACUCCCAAGCCUCUCCCAACAAGCAAUCUUUCUACGUCGAGGGACAAGUUUAUUGCGACACUUGUCGUGCUCAGUUCAUUAACAAGCUUACUGAGUUCAUGCCUGGUGCCGAAGUAAAACUCCAGUGCAGAGGUGAGGAGGAAGGCAACAUAACAUACACCGUUUCAGGUAAAACCAACGACAAAGGCGUCUAUCGCCUGCCCGUUAAAGGGGAUCACGAGGACGAAUUUUGUCAAAUCAAGCUGAUUUCAAGCACCAGAAAAGAUUGUGAUGAAAUCCCUGAUGAAGGAUGGACAAAACAAGCCUCCAGCAUUACACUGACAAUCAACAAUGGCAUGCAUGGUGAUGUACGUUCAGCAAACCCUCUUGGAUUCUUGAAGAAAAAAGCUCUUCCAGAAUGUAUAGAACUCUGGAAGGAAUUGGAUAUCUUGCCCCCAGAUCUGUGA